UUUCAACAGUUUUUUCUGCCUGCGACUAUAAUACUGCAUGUAAAUGCCCUACAGGACUUCCACAAGGCCAAUACUGCGGUAAACAACUUGGUUGUAACCGUACAUCCGUUUAUGAAUGCAGUCCUUCUGGAGGAACAUGCGAAUAUGGCUAUCGGGACUCUUGUGCACUUUGUGAUGCUUUAACAUGCAAUUGUACGAUUUCAACUGCAUCUUGCAUUAGCAAAAAUGAUUGUGAUAAUUAUUGCACUACGAAUUCACAAUGUUGUUCUGGUUUUACCUGUAUUAAUAAUGUUUGUUCAUAA
Dentiscutata heterogama is the source of this 302-nucleotide messenger RNA. Lineage: Eukaryota; Fungi; Glomeromycota; Glomeromycetes; Diversisporales; Gigasporaceae. The record is from the annotation of a GenBank genome assembly.